UCCAUCUCCCUCUAGAUCUUCUUCCAUGGCGACAAGUUUCAGCGCGGCCACCCGCUUCCUCGUCGUCAAUGGCGUCUCUCACGCCGGGGACGUUCCUCCGGUCUCCACCCUUCUCGAAUCCCUCCCCGGGGCUUACACCACCACUCGAACCCACGGAAACGCCUCCCUCCUCCUCUUUUGGGAUCGCCACCUCCGCCGCCUUUCCAACUCCGCGCGCAUCCUCGCCGACCACCGCCCUGACCUUUUCGGAGCGCCGGUUGAGCUUUCUGCCAUCCGGCCACUUGUUGAUGAGUCUUUGCAGGUGGGUCUAGGGCUAGCGCUAGAUGAGAGGGGUUGCAGAAGCCGUAGAACUGAAGCAGUGGAUGAGGUUACGGAGCUAGCUGUUACCGCGCUGAUCUGUGGUGGCGGAGGAAGCGGUAGUAUGGCGAAGCUCGAUGUGUAUCUUCAUAUAGGGUUUUAUGUUCCGCCGGUCUUUGGCGCUGCGGGUGCUCGACUGGCACUUGCCGGCCGGGGGAGAGACGUCGCGGAGGCGAAGUAUUCGCUGUGGGCGCGGAUCAGAAAGGAUAUGGAGAGAAUGAGGCCUCCUAUGGUGACGGAGCUCCUGCUGUCUAAUGAUGGAGAUAGAAUACUUGAAGGAAGUGUUACCAAUUUUUUUGUUGUUUGCAAGGUGGACUGCGACAAGGCAAAUGAUUCUACAUAUAAUCUCAAAAAAACAUCAUCUUUUGUCGUGCAAACAGCACCAGUAAGUGAUGAAGUGCUCCCCGGAGUAAUACGACAACUUGUAAUUGAGGUUUGCUCUAGCUUGGGAAUUCCUUUAAGAGAAGUGGCACCGUCUUGGUCUGACCAUCAACUUUGGGAGGAGUCCUUUAUUACCAGGCUGUAUUCGACGACGAGGAAAGUGCUUCGGCUGUAACCCCGUCCGAGGUGGUGUUUAUUUCACUGUUCCGGCCACUACCCGCUGUCCAUCGGCGUUCCAACCACCCUUCAACACCACCGGUCACCUCCGGGCCAGCCAAACAGCCAGCCAAUUCGCGUGCAGCUUCACUGUGGCUGUUCACAGCCCUCCUACUGCCCUUCCAGACAUCACUGCUGCAACCACCUGCUGUUCGCAACCCUCCUGCUACCGUUCCAAAUGCCAAUGCUGCACCUCUUACUGUUCACAUUCCUCCUACGGGCACUGCUGCAGCCACAUGCUGUUCGCAGCUUUCAUGCUGCCCUUUCAAAUGCAACUGCUGCAGCCUCCUACUGUUUGCAUUCCUCCUACUACCCUUCCAGACAUCAUUGCUGCAGCCACAUGCUGUUUGCAGCCCUCCUGCUGCCCUUCCAAAAUCCACUGCUGCAGCCUCCUGCUGUUCCCAGCUCUCCUGUUGCCCUUCCAGACGCAACUACUGCAGCAACCUGCAGUUCGCAGUCCACCAUCUGCCCUUCCGACAUCCCCGCCGGAGACUUCUCUGCACCUUCCGCCUCCUGCCACCUCACUCACCGCAGGCCGCCGCCUCCAUCAAGCCGUCCCAGUGCCUACAGCUGCUGCCUUCCUCCUUCCUGCAGCUCACAACCUUCCUUUGCCUCCGCUCCUUGGCUUCGUCCGCCAUUCUUGCCUUCCGCUCCUCGGCUUCCGCCACCAUCCUUGCCGCCUCCGGAUUCCACCCUUUGACGAAGCUUUCCGUUUCCUCCUGUUGCGGUUCGACGCCUCGACGAGCGCUGAAUCGCUGCUCCGCUUUCACCCGACAUCACUCCGGCCUUCACCGCAGCCAC
Molecule: messenger RNA, 1755 nt
Organism: Phalaenopsis equestris
Lineage: Eukaryota; Viridiplantae; Streptophyta; Magnoliopsida; Asparagales; Orchidaceae
Exons: 6
Coding region: 26-913 (295 amino acids)
Molecular function (GO): catalytic activity
Source: RefSeq, a predicted model, not a curated record